Messenger RNA from Sycon ciliatum, 693 nucleotides. RefSeq lists its product as uncharacterized. NCBI's taxonomy places the organism in Eukaryota, Metazoa, Porifera, Calcarea, Leucosolenida, Sycettidae. The record is from RefSeq and is a predicted model, not a curated record. The coding region runs from base 131 to 553 and encodes 140 amino acids. The transcript has 5 exons.
AGCAUGGGGGCAUGCAUGGCAUGAUUCCUUGCGUGAAAGGAUAGCUUUUCAAAAAGCAAACUUCUUCUCCAAAAUUUGAAAAUUUGAAAUUUCCUUCCGAACAUGCUGUCGUCCUCGACCUCAAAGCCGAAUGCUGUUAGGAGUGAAGAUUAGCGAAGAUGUGGCCAAACCCGGUCUGGCAAGCCGUGUGCCCUCUGGAUAUGCAGGUGUUCUUCCCCUUUGUUCGUCCUUUCACUUUCCUGACCACGAAUACAAGCGAGCGGUACCCAUGCUCAGGUCAUUUCCGUUUGGUAGCCGGCGCGAAGGUUCGAAGGCUCUGCUGUCUACGAGGAGGUGCUGCCAUAGUGUGUCGGACAGUGCACCUGCUGCAGCUUGUCGUCCUGACUGCUCGGCGACAGAUUCCGUAGUCCCACUAAAGUAUCACGGCCCGCCGUUAUUCCCAGUUGAGAAAAGAUCCCUGCAAGUGUACUUGACUGGCUGUAUGUGUCUAACACGUCUGCAAGCACCAACUGAAGCGGAAUGUUUCAAGCGUGCAAUUAUUACCCGGAGCUGAUGGUCUGUGGUGUAACUGCCUUCCUCUUCAACCAUCAUCAGCAGCUUGAACUAGCAGCUUCGACAAAAUUUGUCCGUGUCUCUGAUUCUUAUCCCUUUGUCGACUCGGAGGAAAUGCUCAACAACCAUUUAAUUUGGACA